Messenger RNA from Exophiala spinifera, 1239 nucleotides. RefSeq lists its product as uncharacterized. The transcript has 4 exons. The record is from RefSeq and is a predicted model, not a curated record. Lineage: Eukaryota; Fungi; Ascomycota; Eurotiomycetes; Chaetothyriales; Herpotrichiellaceae. Gene Ontology annotation, cellular component: fungal-type vacuole membrane; extrinsic component of membrane; cytosol. Gene Ontology annotation, molecular function: protein binding; phosphatidylinositol-3,5-bisphosphate binding; phosphatidylinositol-3-phosphate binding. Bases 1 to 1239 code for a protein of 412 amino acids. Gene Ontology annotation, biological process: protein lipidation; autophagy of mitochondrion; nucleophagy.
AUGUCCAUGAACUUUGUCACUUUCAAUCAGGACUACAGCCACCUGGCUGUAGGCACCUCAAGAGGAUUCCGAAUCUUUAAAACCGACCCCUUUGCGAAAUGCUUCGAGUCCAGAGAUGCCGGCAACAUCGCCAUACUCGAAAUGCUCUUCUCGACUUCCUUAGUAGCCCUCAUACUUUCACCGCGACGACUCCAGAUCAAGAACACGAAAGUAGGAGGCAAUUUCAUAAUGGUUGGUCGAGCUUUGCUGACAAGAGCAGAGGGAUUCCAUAAUAUGCGAGCUCACCUUUCCCACUACGGUUCUGUCUCGAUUUGUGGCCUGUCUCCUUCUUCAGACAAUUGCUACAUAGCCUAUCCCCUACCACAGAAGGCUUCAGCAUCCUCAUUUACUCCUCCAUCUCAUGCGCCGCCCAAUAGUACACAUGUGCCUCCGACUUCGGGCGAAGUUCUCUUGUUCGAUGCCGUUAAACUGGAGGCGGUUAACGUGGUGGAAGCACAUCGAUCACCACUGUCUUGUGUAACGUUCAACAACGAAGGGACCGUUCUGGCGACAUCGUCUGAUAAGGGAACGAUCAUUCGGGUGUUUUCUGUUCCUGACGCACACAAACUUUACCAGUUUAGAAGAGGGUCCAUGCCGGCUAGAAUAUACAGCAUGGCUUUUAACAUCACGUCCACUCUUCUGUGCGUGUCGUCGGCCACAGAGACUGUGCAUAUCUUCAAAUUGGGCCCUCCGCCGAGCCGCUCUCCCGACCAAGAUGAAGUACCUUCCCCCACCAAGGUCAGCUCAGCAUUCACUCGGCGGUUGAGCCAGGGAAGUGACACCUUGUACGACCAGGUUGAGGGGGACGAAGGCGAGGGCGAAUCCCCUACAACCAUAUCAAGCCGGAAACCGAAUGGCACAUUGAUGGGCCUAUUACGAAGAACUUCGCAACAUGUGGGGACCAACCUUGCCUCAACAGUCGGCGGAUAUCUGCCCAAAGGAGUGGCAGAGAUGUGGGAACCUUCGCGUGAUUUUGCCUGGAUCCGACUGCCAAAGAGCAACUCCGGAACAUCUCCUAGUCAAUUGCGCAGCGUGGUUGCGAUGAGUCCGAAUUCUCCGCAUGUUAUGGUGGUGACGAAUGAGGGUAACUUUUACGUUUUCAGCAUUGAUUUCGCGAAGGGAGGAGAGGGCACACUAGUCAAACAGUACUCGGUUCUUGAUAUCAACGACAAGGUCGGUGGGUCAGCGAUGGACUUUUGA